Messenger RNA from Ilex paraguariensis (yerba mate), 476 nucleotides. The record is from the annotation of a GenBank genome assembly. NCBI's taxonomy places the organism in Eukaryota, Viridiplantae, Streptophyta, Magnoliopsida, Aquifoliales, Aquifoliaceae.
AUGGGGAGAGGGAUUGUGAGGAGCUGUUGGAAGGAAGAAAUUCCUAAUGUUUCGCUAGUGGAGAAGGAGGAAGUGAUAAUUUUGGGUGGGAGAUCUCAAAUUGUAGGAAAGGAUGCUGGAGUUCCCCAAUUUAAGAGGAAUUUAACGAUGAAAAUGGGAAGUGCAUCUCUUGGAACAACACCUUGUCCUCAAUUGCCAACUGUGUUCUCUUUCAAAUAUUCUGUUUUCCAACAAAACGUGGGAAACAACUAUGAUUCAGGUCAUGGGGCAAAUGGCUCUAUUACAAGGAAGAGAGCUGUGGUGGAGGAAGCAAUAGAAAUCCCUAAAGUUAAAAAGAGAGUGCCAAGAAGAGGAGGAAAAAGAUUUAAAGCAGCAGCUGGAUCCUCAUCGGUACUGGGUAAGAGGAAUAAUGAAGAAGGGGAGGACAUUCGAGCUGAAAAGGAGGCAGAGGAGUCGCUAGUAUAAAAAACAAGGUG